CCCCCUCCAGUAUUUAUCCAGAGGCGGGUCGGCGUGGCGCCAGCUUCGGGCCAACAGAGGCUCCCUGAGUGUUAGUGUGAGCGGCAGCAGAGCACAGCAGGCUGGAGCCCUGGUACUCCUACACCCACUGGUUCCCCAUGGCCUCGUCCCAUGUGAAGAAGGACGGCCCGGAGCCAGUGCCCAGGAUGCAGCCGGCCAUGAUGAUGUUCUCCAGCAAGUACUGGGCCCGGAGGGGGCUGUCGCUGGACUCGGCCAUGUUUGACCACCAGCAGCAACGCCACACCGGAGGGCAGAUGUCAAGGCGUCCGUCCUUCUGUCCCAUCAAUGAGACGCCGGACAAAGAGAGCGCUGAGGAUUGUGGGAAGACGGCGGUGGUGUUUUCUCUGAAGAACGAGGUGGGCUGUCUGGUCAAAGCUCUCAGACUCUUUCAGGAGAAGCGAGUGAACUUGAAGCACAUCGAGUCUCGAGCGUCGCGGCGAGCCGCUAACGAGGUGGAGAUCUAUGCAGACUGCAGCUGCAGCAAGAAGGAGUUUAACGAGCUGCUGCAGCACCUCAAAGAUCACGUCAACAUCGUCUCGUUCAACACACCUGCACACGUCUGGUCCGCCGAGGCCGAUGGAGACGACGUGCCGUGGUUCCCGAUGAAGAUCUCCGAGUUAGAUCAGUGUUCUCACCGCGUGUUGAUGUACGGGUCAGAGCUGGACGCAGACCAUCCUGGCUUUAAAGAUGAUGUUUAUCGUCAGAGGAGGAAAUACUUUGUGGAAGUGGCCAUGAAUUAUAAAUUUGGACAGCCCAUCCCUCGUAUUGAGUACAGCCCGGAGGAAAUCAAGACGUGGGGGGUCGUCUUCAGAGAACUGACCAAGCUGUACCCGACUCACGCCUGCAGAGAAUACCUGAAGAACCUGCCGCUGCUCAGCAAACACUGCGGCUACAGAGAGGACAACAUCCCCCAGCUGGAGGACGUCUCCCUGUUUCUCAGAGAGAGGUCUGGUUUCACAGUGCGGCCAGUCGCAGGUUACCUGUCUCCCAGAGACUUCCUGGCUGGUUUGGCCUACAGAGUGUUCAAUUGCACCCAGUAUGUUCGUCACAGCACUGACCCACUCUACACACCUGAGCCUGACACGUGUCAUGAGCUGCUGGGUCAUGUGCCUCUGCUGGCCGAUCCAAAGUUCGCUCAGUUCUCUCAGGAGAUCGGUUUGGCUUCUCUGGGAGCGUCUGAUGAGGACGUUCAGAAACUUGCCACAUGUUAUUUCUUCACCAUCGAGUUUGGACUCUGCAAACAGGAUGGUCAGCUGAGAGCUUACGGAGCCGGUUUAUUGUCCUCUAUUGGAGAGCUGAGGCACGCCCUGUCUGACCAGGCCUGCGUGAAGAUGUUUGACCCAAAGACCACCUGCAACCAGGAGUGCCUCAUCACCACCUUCCAGGAGGUUUACUUUGUGUCCGAGAGCUUCGAGGAGGCCAAAGAGAAGAUGAGGGAGUUUGCUAAGACGAUAAAGAGGCCGUUCUCGGUGUACUACAACCCGUACACCCAGAGCAUCGACCUGCUCAAAGACACCCGCAGCAUCGAGAACGUGGUGCAGGACCUGCGCAGCGACCUCACCACCGUGUGUGACGCCCUGGGCAAGAUGAACACCUACAUGGGCAUCUGAGGCCGACACCUGCUUCACCCCUGCGCCCUGAUUGGUUUAACGCAUCAGCGACACAUCCCACCUGUGUUCAUUUCUCUGAGCUACCUGUAACGCAAAUAAGAGGAACGAGGGCACUUAAAACUAAGAUUUACUGCAUAUGAUGUGAAGGUAACACUGUCCGCUCUUAUAAAGAGGACCUCAGCUGCUCCUCGAGGCUUCAUUACUGGCUAAUAUACUAACGCUUCAUAGAUCAGCCCCUCAGCUGCUGGACUCGGUCUUUUCUUUCAGGUAAUGACGCACCUUUAAAUGCUGGGAUCUAUCAAUAAAUGCUUUAUUUAGAGAUGAUUUAUCAGAGUGGCACAGAAAGGGAUUUACUUUUUCUCUCUUGAGUUCGUGCUUUUGUUUUUGUCUGUUUUAAAAAAGAAUUCGAGUAAAUCAGACGUCCGUAAUAAAAUACUCUAAAUGUCUCAUUAACCUGACGCUGUGAUGAAGAUGGCGAGUGAUCUUCAUCUCGCGUCAGUGCUCGUGUGUCUCCUCAUCAAACCCAUACGAGUGAUUUUUCACCAGAAGCUGUCAAAGCCUGAUUCUAACCUGUGGUGUGUGCAUCCAUCGAUCCAUCGACUGAUUGAUGUCAGUUGGAUAUUUGAAGCUACUUUCUCGUGCUUUGUGUCCAUUUCUUGUAAAAUCAGCCUGAUGAAGCUUGUGGUGAGACACAGGUGCACUUAUGAAUAAAUGAGUUGA
Chelmon rostratus (copperband butterflyfish) is the source of this 2369-nucleotide messenger RNA. It is a transcript of the gene tph2, whose product is annotated as tryptophan hydroxylase 2 (tryptophan 5-monooxygenase). Lineage: Eukaryota; Metazoa; Chordata; Actinopteri; Chaetodontiformes; Chaetodontidae. The transcript has 11 exons. Gene Ontology annotation, cellular component: neuron projection. The record is from RefSeq and is a predicted model, not a curated record. The coding region runs from base 138 to 1649 and encodes 503 amino acids. Gene Ontology annotation, biological process: aromatic amino acid metabolic process; serotonin biosynthetic process. Gene Ontology annotation, molecular function: iron ion binding; tryptophan 5-monooxygenase activity.